GCCACAGCAAUGUUUGCUAGUUAGCACGGUGCUAGUUAGCUAGCGGCUAGUUAGCAUGGUGGCCGGGACGUUUCAUACGGAAUUGUUAGUGAAACAAUUUUUAAAAAGCUUUUCAUGAACCGUUAAUUCCAAUUUAAUGUUGUUUCUGGGGCACAGUUUGUUUACAUUAAGUCAACAAUGUCGGACAGAAAGCGUACAAGAGACAAGGAGGACAGACGAGACCACAAGAGACACAAGGCGUCCAAACAUGAUAUGGAGAAACUCAAGACACACACGAAAAAACUCAACCAAGAAGUCCAAAAACUGAAACACGUCGAGACUUUCUAUGAGAAACCUCCACCAGGAUAUAUCAAGGAACAUGAAGAAAAACCAGAGGACUGUAUUCCUGCUGAACCAGGAAAUGAGGCAGCCAGGAGCUUCCUAGCACACGCCCCAACCAGGGGGCUGUGGAUGCCACUUGGGAAGGAGGUGAAAGUGAUGCAGUGCUGGAGAUGCAAGCGCUACGGCCACAGGACGGGAGAUAAGGAGUGUCCCUUCUUCAUCAAAGGCAACCAGAAACUCGAGCAGUUCAGAGUGGCUCAUGAAGACCCAAUGUAUGACAUAAUUCGGGAGAACAAAAGGAAUGAAAAAGAAACCAGGAUCCAGCAACUUCAGCAGCUGCUCCAAGACACCACCUCCUCCUCUUCGUCCUCCGACUCGGACAGCUCCUCCUCUUCGUCCUCCGACUCGGACCACCACCAUAGCAAGAAGAAGAAAAAGAAGAAGGACCGAAAGAAGAAAGACAAAAACAAGAGAAAGAGGAAGAGAAAACACAAAUCCUCCAAAACAAGCGACUGCACAGAUUCGGAUUGAGGAUUCGGAACACGCUGAUAUGUGAACUUGAAUACUACGUACUUCAAUCGUAGUAACAGACUGAAUGAAGUAGCAGGAAUUGUAGAUGUUACACAGCAGUGAACUGUGUGGUGCAGAAGUAAAAAAAAUGCACUCCCCUUAAGCCUUUUCUCUGCAGGUUGAAAACUGUAUAUCUACUACGCAUGACUUCUCCCAGCCGUUUUACUUGCCCCAGGAUGACGACGUGCAUUUACAUCCUCUCUGUUAGAUCACAGCACCGAGUCAGAUGGAAUGGCUGCUUAAGUGUGUGUAAGUGUGCCUUGGUGCAUAUGUGUACGUCAAAAAGCAUUUUCUGCAUGGGUAGUCAAUCUACCGUGAUUAUGGAAUGAGCCUGCUGGUGUAAGAGAUAAUGUUCUUUCACAGGUUCUAAUAAGAUAGUCUGCCAGCAAAUACAGUGUGUCAUAAAGAGAUUGUAUUUCCCACCAUAUUUUGUUAUUCUUGCCACCGCGCUCGUAUUAAAAACUUUGAUUGUAGAGUGUGUGAAGCGCAAAGAGGUGGAAAAAAAGUUCAAAUUAAACGCUGGAACGCAGUGAGAAAAUGUUUUCCACACAAACCCGAAUGUUUAAAUGCUUGUGACUGUACGUAAAUAUUUGGAAUGAUUUGAGGUUGGAAUAUGCUUAUUUGCUCUGUAAAAGCCACAGAGAUGGGGAAAGAAUGUAUUUGAAUGUGUUCCCUUAUUCUGAGAAUAAAGAUGGCUAUUUUCUCUGAAGUUUACCCAA
Amphiprion ocellaris (clown anemonefish) is the source of this 1610-nucleotide messenger RNA. RefSeq names its product RP9 pre-mRNA splicing factor (gene rp9). The transcript is spliced from 6 exons. NCBI's taxonomy places the organism in Eukaryota, Metazoa, Chordata, Actinopteri, Pomacentridae. Gene Ontology annotation, biological process: RNA splicing. Bases 178 to 852 code for a protein of 224 amino acids. The record is from RefSeq and is a predicted model, not a curated record.